UAUGUUUUGGGUCGACGUCCGCUUCCCCAUUUCGCUAUCGAAACGAGGAUCCGAGAAGAUCUAAGGGCUGCCGGGGCUGCCACGAUAGCACGGACGUGGUCCCUACCUUUUUCGCCCUCCUCUCACGCUCCGUUUAGGUUCCGACAAGAGGAGAACAAUAAAGAUGCGCAGGGGGAACCGAGCGACCAAACCCCGCUCCCAGACCUCCAGGUGCACAAGGCGAAGAGAGAGAUGCGAGCAAGAGGAGCCGAGACCGCCCGAGGUCUGUGAGGAUUGCUGCAUCUCUACCCGUAGCCUACGAUCCUUGACCUUGCUACUGGUUGUUAUCGCUUCCAGUGUUUUGUUUGCCAUGGAAAGGCAUUCCAAUUGCACUCCUUCGUCCAGUGAAAAUGGGGUCUUGGAUGUGAAACCACUACGAUCUUUGGCUCCGAUGUUCCCUGCACCAUUCGGCUUCAAUGCUAUUACACAGUCAAUUGUCCCACCCUUUAUUUGUGUCACCCCCUUUGGCUCAUCCCCUGCUGGCUCUGAUUCAUCAUAUCCUUCAGGAGUCCCACCGGCGUUCCCCCCUUUCAGCUUUCACGAAGCUCCCAACCAAAAGCCAUCAAACCCUGACCCUGUCUCUUUUGCUACUCGUGUUGUAGAUGCUCAUGUUGCAAUGACGCCUGGUGCUAAUGGCUCUCUGCGGGCCUCUCCAUUCUCCACUUCUGCCAAGACACCAACCUCCGGUACAUUUUGGACACCAUCAGCGACCAAUGUUUCCAUAGAUGAGGAUGAGGACCCUUCUCUUGAUGACAAUAUGCCAGCAUCAGGCAGAAAGACUAAGAGGGCAGGACGCCGAAGUAGCAACCAGGCGGGCAGCUCAGGGACAGAUGUCAAGCGCAAACGACCUAAUAAGAGUCUGAACACUGAGCUUCCCCUAUUGUCCUCUUCAUCAAACCACCCCAGGGAGUCUGUGGAGAUUGUCCUCAUGACCUAUGAUGCACUUCGUAGGAGGCUUCUGCAGUUGGAUGAAGCAAAAGAUGUAAACAGGCGCCAAGAUCUGAAGGCUGGGGCCAUCAUGUCUGGUAAGGAUCUCAAGGCUAAUGCAGGAAAGAGGAUCGGACUUGUCCCAGGAGUUGAAAUUGGGGAUAUUUUCUAUUUUAGGUUUGAGAUGUGCUUGAUUGGAUUGCAUGCUCCUAGUAUGGCCGGUAUUGAUUACAUGACAGCUAGUUUUUCUGACAAAGAUGAGCCUGUUGCCAUUUGUAUUGUCUCGGCUGGUGGUUAUGAGAAUGAAGAUGAUGAUGUCGAUGUUUUAAUUUACAGCGGCCAGGGAGGUAGUGGUAAGCAUGAUAAGAAGCAACCAGAUGACCAGAAACUGGAAAGGGGUAACCUUGCUCUCGAAAGAAGCUUGCACAGGAAGAAUCAGAUCCGGGUUGUACGUAGUACCAAAGAUGUUAGCUGUCCAACUGGCAAAAUAUACAUCUAUGAUGGUCUUUAUAAGAUUGAUGACUCAUGGGUCGAGAAAGGUAAGACAGGAUUCAAUAUUUUCAAGUACAAGUUGCUGAGAGAACCAGGGCAGCCUGAUGGAAUUGUGGUAUGGAAAAUGAUCCAGAAAUGGAAAGAGAACCCAUCAUCUAGAGGCAGAGUCAUACUGCCUGACAUAUCAUCAGGUGCAGAAAACAUACCUGUUUGCCUUAUCAAUGAUGUUGAUGAUGAGAGAGGUCCAAACCAUUUUGUAUAUGUAACCACCGUUAAACAUUUGUGUCAUACUAUCUCAAAGAAGCCUUUAGAGGGUUGCAUGUGCCUUAGUGUGUGUCUCCCUGGUGAUACCAACUGCUUUUGUGCACAACAAAAUGAUGGUGAUUUACCAUAUAAUUCGAUGGGGCUUCUUGUGAGACGGAAGCCUCUGAUUUAUGAGUGCAGUGUUUCUUGUCAAUGCUCUUUUAAUUGCCGAAAUAGGGUGACCCAAAAGGGAAUUAGGCUCCACUUUGAAGUUUUCAGGACAAAGGACCGGGGUUGGGGUCUACGUUCCUGGGACCCUAUCAGGGCAGGUACAUUCAUUUGUGAAUAUGCAGGCGAGGUUAUCAGUAAAACCAGAGUUGAAGAUGAUGGUGAAGAAGAUGAGUAUAUUUUUCAAGCGACAUAUCUUGGUGAGAAAGCUUCCAGAUGGAAUUGUGGGCCUGAGUUACUAGAAGAUCCAGAUAUAAAUAACUCAAAUGAGGUGUUUAGACCAUUUCCUAUUACGAUAAGUGCAAAGAAUUCAGGAAACAUAGCACGUUUUAUGAAUCAUAGCUGCUCGCCUAAUGUCUUUUGGCAACCAGUUCUAUAUGAUCAUGGUGAUGAAGAUUAUCCACAUAUAAUGUUCUUUGCAAUCAAACACAUUCCUCCCAUGACUGAACUGACAUAUGAUUAUGGUCUGCAUGGAGAUGAAGCUGGUCAACAGAAAAUUGGAACUGGCUUUAUAUCGCAGAGAGCUAAGAAGUGCCUGUGUGGAUCUCCAAAUUGUCAAGGCUAUUUUGGCUAAUUUUGAGCAACAUUAUUUACAUAAGCAUCUACCUGCUCUCAAGUUUGUUGUGCUGAUACCUUUGAUGCAUAUGAUGGGAGAUGGUGUUCGAGAGGCUGUGGCAUCGUCGCCCUCAUAGCUUUGUGGCAUUGUGACCUUUUUGAAUGUCAGCAAAUUUUAGGCAGGGGCAGAUACAGUGUAGACUACUGACUGCAGAUUUUGUUAUAUGUAUUCACCACAUGGUUGCCUUUAGGAUGCACUGUGCAGGAAGUAUUACUGCUGCAGUGAAACAUUGGUGCCCGACAUGCUCUGGAAUUAUGUUAGGCAUUGUAGAAUGUUGACGGAUGCAUUCCCACUUAGUGCCUCCAUGUACAACAUUAUUGGUAGUUCAAGUUUAAACUUAGUUUCUUUUUUGGGGCAAA
Molecule: messenger RNA, 2904 nt
Organism: Musa acuminata subsp. malaccensis (wild Malaysian banana)
Lineage: Eukaryota; Viridiplantae; Streptophyta; Magnoliopsida; Zingiberales; Musaceae
Product: histone-lysine N-methyltransferase, H3 lysine-9 specific SUVH1
Cellular component (GO): nucleus
Molecular function (GO): protein binding; zinc ion binding; histone methyltransferase activity
Source: RefSeq, a predicted model, not a curated record